Molecule: messenger RNA, 2394 nt
Organism: Clunio marinus
Lineage: Eukaryota; Metazoa; Arthropoda; Insecta; Diptera; Chironomidae
Source: the annotation of a GenBank genome assembly
AUGGAUAAAAAGGAAAAUAAACAGUACACAGCUGAUGAAAUAACGAAAUUGAUAAAUGACAGUGAAAUUUUGAUAGUAUCAUCUGAAGAAACUUUUGCCGAAAGUUCUUUUAAUUGUGACAACCAUUUACAAGAAAAUUUUCUUACAUCUUUUAAUGUGGAAAAUCAAAAAUAUGCCAAUGAAACAGAAAGUUCUUUUGAAAACACAGAUGACGAUUUUAAAAAAAUUUACGAAUCUAGAUUAAGAGGAGAAACUUUAAAGAUUUCAGAACCUGCAAGCUUUUCUCAUCUGUUUAAAAAUAAAAUACAACAGGAAGAUGAAAAAUCUGACCCCGAACGAGCACUUUUAAUAAACCGAAUUCUUAAGGAAAAACUGAUUUCAUUUAAAGUCAAACUUCAAAAUAUUCUUAAAAAGAUAGAUGCUCAAAGUCAGCUCAACAAUGCUUUCCUUGAGCGAUCGAAAUCAUGUGAUAUUAAAGAUUCUCUUCUUUUCAAAACAAGUUACGCUAAAUGUGGUGCACCGUUCUUCAAAGAUGCUUUGGGUACAACAGCUCCAUUCAAUGAGGAUUAUAAAUUUCGUAAACAAUAUCUUAAAGAAUUUUUCCCUUUCGAUGUGCCAACCGUCAACUCGCGAUGGAAGACAAAACACAAAAUUGCACUUAUAAAUGGAGUUAAAAGUCAAAUGAUAAGAUAUAUAAAAUCUCAACAGUCUACAAAGCUUUGUCAAGAUGCAGUUAAAACGAGAGGGAAAUUAAAAACAAUGAAAUUUAUUUCAAAAAAUCAAGAUUUAGAGAAUUCCACAAUGAUGCAAAUAUAUAAAUUAAUUACCUCUGAUUUUCCUAACUUUAUGAUAAAUUGGAAUCUUAUUUCGUUCGAUGAUCUUCAAAGUUCACAUUCUGUGUCGGAAUGUAUGGGAAUGUGGUUCUCAUAUCUUCGUCCAGACCUCAAUCGUGAUGAAUUUAGCGAAGAAGAAAAUCAAAUUUUACAAACUGCUGUAAGAGAAAGUAAAUAUAGUGGAUGGAAUGAAAUUUCAAGUCUUCUUAAUCGUCGUUCAAGUUUGCAAGCAUUUGUUCAUUAUCACACAAUCUUUGCACGUUUAUGUCCGAGUAAAGUGCGAUGGACGGCAGAAGAAGAUGACAUUCUAAUGGCUGCAAUUGAACGAAACUCACAAGCAGAGCUAAUAAACUGGGGUAGAGUUGGUCAAGCUUUGCCUUCACGAAACAGAUUGCAAUGUUAUAAUCGCUAUAAGAUAUUGACAAAAAGUAGUAAAAAGAAAGGCCCAUUCACUCCCAAAGAAAAUCGAAUCAUAAUAAACUACGUAGAGAAAUAUGGUGAAGCGAAGUUUAAUGAGUUCCCAGCUGAACUUCUUCCUGGCCGUUCUUCAAUUUCUAUUAAAAAUCAUUACAAUAACGCUAUGAAACAUAAAGGAAUAAUUCAUCCAUGGACAAAAGAAGAAGACAAAAAGUUGAUGGAAUUUGUGAAAGAAUUAGGAACGGGAAAUUGGACUAACAUUGCUGAUGCUCUCAAAACACAUAAUCGAUUAUCGUGUCGAACACGAUUCCUUACCAUUUCAAAAUAUCUUUCAAGUAAUCCAAAUGCGACACUUGAAGACGUUCCAUCGAGACCAAAGAAAAAUAAUGUAUUUAAAAAGUCAACAACUGUAAAUGUUUCAGAUGACUCUGAAGAUGAGAAGCCAUCAAAAUCAUAUUUACGAACUCAAAGUGCUACCCUUGAAGCUUAUAAAAAAGCUAAUCCAGUAAUGUAUAACAUGAUGAUGACGACUUACGAUCUUGAUUUUGGAAAUCGAAAUUUAAAUAUCGACAACUUAAUUACUCUUGUGUUGAAAAGAAUGUUAAAUGCAGAAAAUGUUUCAUUCACUGGAUUUAAGAAAAAUAUGAUCACAAACAAACAAAAAUCGAAACUUGAUGAGCUGUCAAAAUAUGAACUCGAUCCAAAGCUUCUUAGCGAAAUGGAAUUCACCACAAUUCACAGUCAGUUUCUGAUGCCUCCAAAUUAUAGUACGGUUGUGGGCUUGAGAGCCAUUGCAAUAAAGCAGCACGAAGAUCCUUUAACGAAAGACAUUCCAGAAGUUGAUAAUCCAUCAGAGAAAUAUCGAACUGCACUUCUCAACUUUCAAAAACUUUUCUUUUCAUUAUUCUAUUGGACUGCAAUGGUCAACAAAGUCAAGAAAACAGAACUUAAUAAAAUAUAUUUCUUGAGACUAUCACAAUUAGAAGCAACACCAUCUCAACUUAUGCUUCAAUUGAAUGAUGAAAGUCCAAUAAAAUCCCCCAGAAAGAAGACAGACAAAAAGUUUUUGAAAAAAGUUAAGAGAGCGAUUGAAGAAGAAUCGUCAACAUCAAGAAGAAUUAAGAAGCAAAAGAUUCAAGAAUGA